AUCAGAAUUUUUGUUAUUGUCUUUUGCAUUAGAAGACAAGAAUGGUCUCUAAAUACUGGGAUAUACCUUGCAAGCACGUUUAAAGGAGUUCCACUAUGGUGCCUCUGAGAUAUCAUGUCUCCAGCAUCAAUAUUGUGAUCUGAAGCAAGAUGCAUUAAUGUACAUAGGGAAACUUAUGGUUGAAUGAAUCAUCUCCAAAUAGAAUCAUUCGCACUCUUCAUUUGAUUUAAAGUUUGAACUAAAUUAUAAAGCUUUUAGAGCAUGCAAAUUUAUUUACUUUAAAAAUUUGCCUUAUUUUGAUUAUGGUGCCUCCUACACCAUGCUAAAAAAGCUUCUUUUACCAAUUGGAAUAUCAUGUGUGGACAAUUUUUUAAUAUUUGUCUCAGAUUCUUCAUUAUUAGUCAAGCUAUACCACAUCUUUGUCUAGGAAAACGACAACGUUUUACAGGGCACUUAACUAAAACCAUCCAUUCAUUUUCAGGACCAGCUAACAUCUUUGUCCAGAUAUCAAUCAACUAUGUAUAAGUCUUUUUUUUUACACCUUUUCUAGGAGCCAAGAAAAUAUAAGCCUGACCACAUAUGGGAUGGGCACUAACUUUCGUUUUUAUUCAAAAUAUAAGCUUGAUAAAAUUUGAGAUAUCUCAUAAAAUCUUAUAAUAAACCCAAAAUAUUUAAGACCAUUAUCAUUAAUAUUUAUCCAAACAAUGACUUUCUUAUCCUAUGUAUUAGGUCCUACUCUAUCUUUUCUCCAAGGUAGACCCACAACCUCGAUAUGACCAGACGUUUUAUUAGAAGGAUGGUCUCUUAUAUACACCAAGUAAAAGAUAAAAAAAAAAUCUUUUGACAUAUAUUUUUCUUUUCCUUGUGCUGAUUGUAGGAUGGAUUUUUUUUUUUUAAAAAUAAAGUGAGAAGAUUUCUUUUAAGUCAAAUUAGGAUAAUGUAUAAUCUUUUGUAAACUAAGGUCAUGAACAAUUACUUUCCCAUCUUUGUUUUCAAAUAAAUAAAUUGAAGCUCAACUAACCACAAUCUGCCGAGUUUGGAACACCAAGGCGGAAAAAAAUCAAAUCACAAUCUUGGCCUAACACAUGGGCUUUGUUGCAGUUUCUAGGUAAACAAACAUGUGAACAGGGUAAAUGAAUUAAUGCUACAUGCUGCCAAAUACACAACUGGGCACUGUCAUUUGAGACCCUUCCCCCCCCCCCCCAAAGACUUUCUGUAUUGCUUUUGCGCCACACGCACAAAACAAAUAUGGUGACUAUGGCACUUUCUCUGUCGCCUUCAACAACUCCAUUUCUAAAACCUUUAAGCAAAACCAGAUGCCUUUCUUUAUUGUCAACCCCAUUUCCUUCAAAGCCAUUGGAGGUCAGCUUUGUCAAUCAUGGACUUCAUCUGUCCUCUUCUUUUUCUUCUUCUUCUUCUUCUUUUUCAUUUAGGUGGUGUAGUUUGAAGGUGAGGACAGCCUCAUCAGCUUCAGUUCCUGAUCAUGAAGUUGAUGAUCAUGUUGAGGAGGAUCCCAAAUCUAGUGAUUUGGGUAGGGUUUUGGUGCUGGGAGCACUGUUUGCAAUAUGGUAUCUUCUCAACAUCUACUUCAACAUUUUCAAUAAACAGGUUCUUAAGGUGUAUCCAUAUCCGACAACAGUCACUGCAUUCCAAUUUGGCUGUGGGACAUUGAUGAUCCUCAUAAUGUGGGCAUUUAAUCUCCAUGGCCGACCAAAAAUUACUCGCUCACAGCUUAGAGCAAUCUUACCGUUGGCUGUGGCACACACAUUGGGCAACCUUUUAACCAAUGUUAGUCUUGGCCGAGUCAAUGUUUCUUUCACACACACAAUCAAAGCAAUGGAGCCAUUUUUCACCGUCUUGUUCACUGUCUUGUUUCUUGGGGAGUGGCCGACUCUUUGGGUGGUUUCUUCGCUUAUUCCGAUUGUAGGAGGAGUGGCAUUGGCAUCUUUAACAGAGGCUUCUUUUAAUUGGGUUGGUUUCUGUAGUGCAAUGGCUUCCAAUGUGACUAACCAAUCACGUAAUGUGCUUAGCAAGAAGUUGAUGGUUAAGAAAGAGGAUUCGUUGGACAACAUAAAUCUCUUCUCUGUAAUAACCAUUAUAUCUUUCAUUCUUUUGGUGCCUGCUGCUAUUUUAAUAGAAGGCAAUAAGUUUAGUCCUUCACACCUGCAAUUUACAGCAAGUCAAGGUCUGAACAUUAGAGAGCUGUGUAUGAGAUGGCUUUUGGCUGGAUUCUGCUUCCACAGCUAUCAACAGGUGUCAUACAUGAUUCUACAGAUGGUGUCGCCAGUAACCCAUUCAGUAGGAAACUGUGUAAAGCGUGUGGCGGUGAUUGUGUCGUCAGUUCUUUUCUUCAAAACUCCGGUUUUGCCCAUAAACUCCCUCGGAACUGCGGUGGCUCUUGCAGGCGUCUUCUUAUAUUCAAGAGCAAAGAGAAUGAAACCAGAGCCAAAAGUUGCCUGAAAUUCUUCUUCUUCAUCAUAUUUGGACAGAGGUUGAAUUCUUCCCUUGAGUUGUCUCAAUGGUUUUUCUACAAGGGCUUUCCAUUGUUUCUAUUACCCAUGUGGAUGCCGAAGUCAACUUCUAGCUUCUUCAAUAAAUCACCAUAUAUUUUUGUUUUUAUUUUUUUCGAAAUUUUUAUUUACAACAAGGUUUCAUAAACUAUGUACAUAGAGUUCUUUAAAGCAGAUAUAUUUUGGGUUAAUCAGGUACCCUAGUUAGAUUUUAUAAUCCGGUAAAUUGUUGAACGUA
This is a messenger RNA of Carica papaya (papaya), 2748 nucleotides long. RefSeq names its product phosphoenolpyruvate/phosphate translocator 2, chloroplastic-like. Gene Ontology annotation, cellular component: membrane. The record is from RefSeq and is a predicted model, not a curated record. Gene Ontology annotation, molecular function: transmembrane transporter activity. Lineage: Eukaryota; Viridiplantae; Streptophyta; Magnoliopsida; Brassicales; Caricaceae. Gene Ontology annotation, biological process: transmembrane transport.